Teleopsis dalmanni is the source of this 878-nucleotide messenger RNA. RefSeq lists its product as uncharacterized. Gene Ontology annotation, cellular component: nucleus; transcription regulator complex. Lineage: Eukaryota; Metazoa; Arthropoda; Insecta; Diptera; Diopsidae. The record is from RefSeq and is a predicted model, not a curated record. Bases 110 to 769 code for a protein of 219 amino acids. Gene Ontology annotation, biological process: regulation of transcription by RNA polymerase II. The transcript has 2 exons.
UUCGCUCAAUGCAAAAUAACUUUACAAUCCGAAUAGAAGCGCUUAUGUCGGUUAUGAAAACAGUUGAGAAUAAUUUUUAAAUUAAUAUUAUUUAAAUGCUACAAAUAUAAUGGAAACUGGAAUUGAAUUCGAUCUAAAAUUAAUUGAAUUUGUGAAAGCAAAUCCAAUAUUAUACCAAAGAGAAUUGCGAGUUACGCCAUACCAAUGUAUAAAAGAAAAAACUGAAAUUUGGAAAAGCAUUGCAGUCUCACUUAAAACAAAUCAUAAAGAAGUCAUAAUGCGUUGGAAAAAUUUGCGUGAAAAGUAUCUAACUAUGUUAAAAAAUGAAAGAACAUCGAAUCAACCAAAAAGUCCGACGAAUAAAGACCCUUCAGCAAAGACGAAUAAUGCUUGGCCACUGUAUGAAAAGAUGCAUUUCCUACUAAAACACAACAUAUGUUAUGGUUUAAACACAAAGAGCGCACAACAAGAUAAUAAAAAGAAUACAGCUGUUAUGGAUGCUGAAUUAUUAAGUGAAGACGAAGAUAUUGCAAUACAAGAAGCAAUGGAGGAGCAAGCAAUUACUACCAGUGAUAAAGUAAAGUUUGAAAAUAAUGCAAUGUCAACUGCAGGACAAGCCGAUAGAAACAUGUCCAAAAGUAUUGAAGCGCUUUUUGCCACUCUUGAAGGAAAUAAUCGGAAUAUAGCUCAAAAACGCAUAUUGGAGUAUCUAUGCAAAUGUAAUCUCAAAGCAUUGAAAAAUGAAUCCAUAGAAGACAUUGUUAUUUAAUUCAAAGUUUUUAGUAUUAUUUUAUAAUUGUAUUCUUUUGUACCUAUGUAGCACUUAGUUUUGUAUGAUUAAAUUAACGUUUUUAACUUUAUAAAGAAUUUUGAGUUAU